Messenger RNA from Oncorhynchus keta (chum salmon), 2126 nucleotides. Its product is annotated as zinc finger protein OZF-like. The record is from RefSeq and is a predicted model, not a curated record. Bases 285 to 1862 code for a protein of 525 amino acids. The transcript has 3 exons. Gene Ontology annotation, biological process: negative regulation of transcription by RNA polymerase II. NCBI's taxonomy places the organism in Eukaryota, Metazoa, Chordata, Actinopteri, Salmoniformes, Salmonidae. Gene Ontology annotation, molecular function: DNA-binding transcription repressor activity, RNA polymerase II-specific.
GUUCUGUUGAGGAGCUCAGAAAAGUACAUCCUCACAUGGCGCCGCUCCCUCAUCGCCCCUGCAGGUAUUUGGGGAUUAACAACAUUUUUGUUAUUGUAUAUGAUGAUGAUGGUGGUACUGUAUCCACCCCUCCCGCAUUCAUUUCCCACAAUGGACUUUUUCCCCCCGUUCACUACCCGUCCAGUAGGUGGCGGUAAUACGCAAAUAGGUGUAGUCUGACAUUAAACCUUAAAGAAGAAGACAACAAAGUAGCCUAACUGUUCUGUUGUAGCCGACCACAUUUCAUGUCUUACAAAGAAACAAUAGCUUCCACAAUGAAUCGGGACAACGCUAGCCCGUUCCCCUGCACCCUCCCGGAGUCCCCGUGUCAAACGCCUCCCAGUUCCGCUUUACUGCGGGGUCUGGUCGACUGCAGGAAAACACUGGGGCAGAGUGGAACUGAGACAGGAGAAAAGAAGGAAGAUGGAGAAUUGAUUUCAUUAAGUAAGAACCAUGGGGACAUCCCUAAUCGUUGCUCUCUCAGUGGGAGGGGCUUAUCAUCUGCGGAGCCUCGACAACGUCAUGAUGCUGACAAGAAAGAGAAGAGUCUCUCCAGACCAGAACACCUCAAGAAACACCAUCAGAGACUUACAGUGAAGAAACCUGACCACUGCUGCUUUGACUGUGGGAAGAGUUCUGCUAAACAGAGGGAAUUGGUCAUUUACAAGCAGAUUCACACUGGGAGGAAAAUGUACCGCUGCUCUCAGUGUGGGAAGAGUUUUGCUGCAUCUAAAACCUUACAAUCUCAGAUAAUUCAUACAGGGGAGAGGCCUUACCCCUGCUUUGAUUGUGGGAAGAGCUUCAGUCAAUCAGGAGCCCUGACUACACACCAACGCAUACACACAGGAGAGAAGCCUUAUAGCUGUGUUCAGUGUGGGAAGAGCUUUGCUCUAUCCGGAAACCUGAGUACGCACCAGCGUGUACACACAGGAGAGAAGCCUUAUAGCUGCGAUCAGUGUGGGAAAAGCUUCAACCAAUCAGGAAACCUGACUACGCACCAGCGUGUACACACAAGAGAGAAGCCUUAUAGCUGUGAUCACUGUGGGAAGAGCUUUGCUCUAUCCGGGAACCUGACUAGACACCAGCGCAUACACACAGGAGAGAAACCUUAUAGCUGUGAUCAGUGUGGGAAGAGUUUCAAUCAAUCAGGAGAACUGACGAGACACCAAUGCAUACACACAGGAGAGAAGCCUUAUAGCUGUGAUCAGUGUUGGAAGAGCUUUGCUCUGUCCGAAGACCUGACUAGACACCAGCGCAUACACACAGGAGAGAAGCCUUAUAGCUGUGAACAGUGUGGGAAGAGCUUCAUGGAUUCAGGUAGUCUGACUAGACACCAGCGCAUACACACAGGAGAGAAGCCUUAUAGCUGUGAUCAGUGUGGUAAGAGCUUCAUGGAUUCAGGUAGUCUGACUAGACACCAGCGCAUACACACAGGAGCAAAGCCUUAUAGCUGUGAUCAAUGCGGGAAGAGUUUUGCUCAAUAUUCCACUCUGACUGCACACCAACGCAUACACACAGGAGAGAAGCCUUAUAGCUGUGAUCAGUGUGGGAAGAGCUUCAAUCGUUCAGGAGCCCUGACUACACACCAACGCAUACACACAGGAGAGAAGCCUUAUAUCUGUGAUCAGUGUGGGAAGAGCUUCAAUCAUUCAGGAGCCCUGACUAGACACCAGCUCACACACACUGGAGAGAAACCUUACUCUUGUCUAUGUGGAAAGAGCUUUGCUCGUUCAGGGUCACUGAAACAACACCAGAAAGCAUCUCCCUCCUACAGCACCGGUUACAGAUCUCUAAAUAAAGAUACAAUAGAAAACAUCUUGUAAAGAGUCAUCCAUCUCCCAUUCGCUAACAGUUUACUAAGUCUUAUUACCAUGGUAACAUGUGUAGAUAAUAUGCAGCUCUGGAUCCAUAUGUAUCAAGCGUCUUGGAGUAGGAGUACUGUGUGUGGUGGGGUGGGGGGGUUCAGAGCUGUGUCUUAUUUCAUUAAUUCCUAUUAUCCAUUAAAUAAUUGUGUAAUGUAGAAUGUUUCAACAAUACUAGGUAUGUUUUCAAAAGAUCAAUAAAUUACAUCCAUUAUCUGCUCAACA